Messenger RNA from Mytilinidion resinicola, 3499 nucleotides. Its product is annotated as P-loop containing nucleoside triphosphate hydrolase protein. Gene Ontology annotation, molecular function: ATP binding; protein binding; RNA binding. Bases 15 to 3386 code for a protein of 1123 amino acids. The record is from RefSeq and is a predicted model, not a curated record. Lineage: Eukaryota; Fungi; Ascomycota; Dothideomycetes; Mytilinidiales; Mytilinidiaceae. The transcript has 2 exons. Gene Ontology annotation, cellular component: intracellular anatomical structure.
GUGGAGGGAACAAAAUGAAGGGGUGGAUGAGGGUGCCGAAGAUUGAGUUGGGGAAGAGGACUAGGACGGAGAUCGAGAGGUUGGUCAGGAGAGAUGCGGUGUGGAACCCGAAUAACGUCGAGCCAUCGCAGCAGGCGAGAGCGAAGAUGAUUGAGGCAGUAGUGGGCCUGGGAUUUAGGAGAAGUCAUGUCGAGGAAGCGGCGGAGCUGUGUAAGGAUCGUGAAGAAUGCCUGGAAUGGCUGUUGAUUCACGUCCCGGAAGAUGAUCUCCCUAGCUGGAGUCUUCCCGAAGGCUAUGUUGCGGGUAUCAGCAUGGCGAGUGGCAAUCUGAAACGAGAGGCUGCUCUGAAGCGACUUGCGACGGCAGGAUACGCGGUCGAGAUGUGUGAAGCCGCAUACGAUGGUCAGGGCGGCGAUGAGGCGAAAGCAGCAGCUGUGUUGCAGAACCACCUCUUGCAGAACACUGACGUGGACGAUGAUCUGGCAGAACAUCUUUCAAAGAUAGAACUCGAAGAAGCGGACGAUUAUGGACCGGAUCCAUGGGAAGAAGAGCAAGAAUCGCUUGCAGCCAUCUACGACACCAAAUACGAAGCCCCGUCACCAGACACAUGUCGAAUACAACUCGAAUGCGAGCAGAAAUCUGGGAAGAAAAUAGUUCUUCAAGCCCGAAAAGCAAUAGGCUAUCCACAUGCUCUGCCUACAAUCACGAUUCAGGCACAGCUACCAGCCUACAUACGCCUCAGCAUAAUAAGGCGGGUCUUGAUAUAUGCCAGCUCAAAUCUAAUGGGCACUCAGAUGCUGUUCGAUCUGGUGGAUUGGUUGGAGCGAGAGAUUCCCGGUAUUAUCGAGCGGCCAGGUAGACUGUCCGAUGUGUCUUCUGGAUUAUCCGCCGCCGAUAGUGGUGCACAUACCAAACAAGUUCGGCAAAAGCAAAACAGAAAUAGGCCUCGAAAGCCUAUACAUUGGCGCCUAGGCACGCCGACAAGUGUUCGAAUGCUAGAACAGUGGCAAAAGAAACAAGGUAUGCCUGCUCAGGAACGGAUGAUGGCGGCUCGGCGAUCACUACCGGCGUGGGAGCUCCGGGAAGACAUUGUUGAAGCUGUGGAAUACAACCAGGUUGUCAUCAUCUCCGGUGAGACGGGUUCUGGAAAAUCAACGCAGUCUGUCCAAUUCAUCCUGGACGAUUUGAUCAAGCGGAAACUUGGCGAAGCUGUCAACAUAAUCUGUACCCAGCCGAGGAGGAUAUCAGCCUUAGGUCUUGCGGACAGAGUGGCAGACGAACGAUGCUCCAUUGUUGGGGAUGAAGUUGGAUAUACUAUUCGGGGAGAAUCUAAAGGGAAGCCAGGUGUCACGAAGAUCACUUUCGUUACUACUGGUGUUCUACUACGAAGACUACAAACAUCCGGGGGCAGUCCGGACGAUGUCGUUGCGGCUCUGGCGGAUGUCAGUCAUGUCGUAGUCGAUGAAGUCCAUGAACGUAGUCUCGAUACUGAUUUUUUGCUGGUCUUACUAAGAGAUAUACUGCAUCGGAGGAAAGACCUCAAGGUCAUUCUGAUGAGUGCGACGCUCGAUGCCGAUGUUUUCGAGAGAUACUUCGCCGGUGUCGGAUCUGUUGGAAGGGUCGAGAUUCAAGGACGCACGCAUCCCGUCCAGGACUUCUACGUCGACGAUGUCGUGCGGAUGACAGGUUUUGCAGGCCAUAGAGAUGACGACUACGAGGAUGAGGACGAGUCGGCGAAGUCUAUGGCGGGUGCGCUCAAGAACGUGGGCAUGAGGAUUAAUUACGAUCUCAUUGCAAACACCGUAAAGCAUAUAGACGCUCAGCUGAGUGGUCAAGAUGGCGGGAUUCUGAUCUUUCUACCUGGAACUAUGGAGAUUGAUCGGACUAUUCAGGCCCUCCGCAACAUACCGAAUCUUCAUGCUCUUCCACUUCACGCAUCACUUCUUCCAGUCGAGCAAAAGAGAGUAUUCCCACCUCCACCUCAUGGCAAACGGAAAGUGGUUUGCGCCACUAAUGUUGCCGAAACGUCCAUCACUAUCGAAGACAUUGUUGCAGUCAUUGACACGGGUCGCGUGAAAGAAACAAGUUUCGAUCCGCAGAACAACAUGGUCAAGCUCGGUGAGGUUUGGGCCUCCAGAGCAGCAUGUAAGCAGCGUCGUGGUCGAGCUGGCAGAGUUCGGGCUGGUAUAUGCUACAAGCUAUACACACGCAACGCAGAGAUGAUGAAGAUGAUGGAGCGGCCUGAGCCCGAGAUCCGACGGGUACCUCUUGAGCAACUCUGUCUCUCUGUGAGAGCAAUGGGCGUAGCAGACGUCCCAGCAUUCCUUGCCGGAGCGCUCACACCACCAGACAGCACUGCCGUUGAAGGCGCUAUCGACCUUCUCCGUCGUAUGGGAGCUCUUGAUGGUGAAGAUCUGACAGCUCUAGGUCGUCAUCUCGCUAUGAUUCCCGCCGACCUCCGGUGCAGCAAGCUCCUUGUCUACGGCGCCACCUUCGGCUGCCUCGAAGCCUCUCUAACCAUCGCCUCUAUCCUUACCCUGCGCAGCCCCUUCCUCUCCCCUAAGGACAAACGUGACGAAGCCAAGGCAGCCCGUGCUCCCUUCUCUCAGGGCCAAGGCGACCUAAUCGGCGAUCUCCGCGCCUACGAGCAAUGGGCUAGCAUGCGCUCUAAAGGCGUUUCUCCACGUGAACUCCGCUUUUGGUGCGAUGAGAACUUCCUCUCCACCCAAACGCUCUUCGACAUCACCUCGAACCGCUCGCAAUACCUCUCCGCACUCAAAGAAACCGACUUUCUCCCACACAACUACUUCUCCUCUCCCGAAAACAACAGCAAAACAGCCUACAACGCCUACAACACCUCCACCCCCCUCCUCCGCGCCCUCAUCGCGGGCUCCUUCCAGCCUCAGAUCGCUCGCAUCGAGCUCCCCGACACUAAGUUUGCCGCCUCGGUCUCCGGCGCCGUGGCGCUGGAUCCUGAGUCCCGCGCCAUCAAGUUCUUCACCCAAGACGCUGGGCGCGUUUUCAUACACCCCAGCUCCACUCUCUUCGGUGCGCAGACCUUCCCGGGCGAUUCGCGCUUCCUGUCCUAUUUCUCGAAGAUGGCAACCAGUAAGGUGUUUAUCAGGGAGUGCUCGCCGUGUAACAACCUCUCCAUGCUGCUGUUCGGCGGCAAGCUGGAGGUCGAUACAGCUGGCAGGGGCGUGGUGGUUGAUGAGUGGGUUAGACUGAGGGGCUGGGCUAGGAUUGGAGUGUUGAUUAGUCGGUUGAGGGGGAUGUUGGAUCAGGUUCUGGCGAAGAAGAUUGAUGAGCCGGGGAUGAAUGUGGGCGGGGAGGAAGUGGUGGGGUUGGUGAGAAGGCUUGUGGAGUUUGAUGGGUUGGAUAGGUAGGUGGUGGGUAUUGGGAUGAGUAGAAUAGAUGUAAAGUCUUGAAUAGAGCUUUCAGUCAAGAUCAAGAUGUUUUGGCGGCACUUCGUAAGCUCAUGAUAAUAUUCAAAUUUUUA